AUGGAAAAUAUUGAAAAGAAAACUCAAAUUAGAUUGUAUAUUUAUAUUAUUAUAAUAUUUUUAUAUUUUGGAUAUGGAGUUAUUUUUUUUUAUUAUCUUGAACAUUCUGCUAGUAUUCAAAGACAGGAAGAAUAUAAUGAAAGAUGUAAAUUUAUAAGUAUAAAAUCAUUAUCAGAUAUCAAUAAAGAUCUUGAUAGUAUGAUGAAAGAAGAUAUAGAACAAGUUUCAUCUAAUUUUACAAUAAAUUCAAUUUUUUAUAAAAAAAUUUUAAAAAAUAUUGAUGAAAUAGAUCAAUGUCAUUUAUUUAAUAGUGGUGUUAAUGUUAAAGAAGUUGAUAUUUUUAAUGCAAUUUCUUUUAUAUAUGGAAUAACAAUAACAUUAGGUUCUGGUGAUGUUUAUGCUAUUACAAAUGAAGGAAAAAUAUUUUUUAUAGUAUUUUCAAUAUCAUUAAUACCAUUUGUAAUUGCAUUUUAUACUGAUUUUAUAGAAGGUGUUCUUUCAUCUAUGGUAUAUAAAUUAAACUUUAUUAUAUUAUAUGUAAAAAAUAAAUUUUCUAAAAGAAAAAUGAAUGAGUCAAUUUAUCAAAAUGAACUAUUUAAAAUGAAUAAGAAACCGUUACAGUAUUAUGUACUUUUUUUAAUAAGUUUAAUUUCAAUAUUUGUUAUAUGUACAGGAAAUCAUUAUUAUCAAUCAUAUCUUUCACAAACAAAUGAUACAGUAAUACAAUCUUUGACUUACAUCAUUGAAAAUUUUGCUUUAAUAGGCCUUGGUUAUAAUGUUCCUAAAAGUACUGUAAAAUAUUUAACAAGAGAAUUGCCUUUAAUGCUUAUUGGUAUUUUCUUGUUUUCUUUAUAUAUUAAUAUGGCAAUAAAUUUUAUUCGACAUUUAAUUCCAAAAAAAUUAAAUAAUUAUAGAAAUAAAAAUUUACAAAAUAAUGAUAAAUUUGAUUUUAUAAAAUAUCUUAUUUAUAAACAUGAAGAAGAAAUAAUUCAAAUACCUCCAAAAGAAACAAUACAUUUUUAUUAA
Molecule: messenger RNA, 1026 nt
Organism: Strongyloides ratti
Lineage: Eukaryota; Metazoa; Nematoda; Chromadorea; Rhabditida; Strongyloididae
Product: Two pore domain potassium channel domain-containing protein
Exons: 3
Coding region: 1-1026 (341 amino acids)
Biological process (GO): stabilization of membrane potential; potassium ion transmembrane transport
Cellular component (GO): membrane
Molecular function (GO): potassium ion leak channel activity
Source: RefSeq, a predicted model, not a curated record